Messenger RNA from Sparassis crispa, 1770 nucleotides. RefSeq lists its product as hypothetical. The record is from RefSeq and is a predicted model, not a curated record. The transcript is spliced from 5 exons. The coding region runs from base 1 to 1770 and encodes 589 amino acids. NCBI's taxonomy places the organism in Eukaryota, Fungi, Basidiomycota, Agaricomycetes, Polyporales, Sparassidaceae.
AUGGGCUUUUUCUCUUCGAGGAGAGCCGAGCUAUCAGAGACUCCCCUUCAUGACGACAAGAGCGUCGUACGGAUCAUUCGCUCUCGAUUUUAUGGCAAGGCAAAAGGCAAAGAGCGCGAUACCGACUCCGAGUCCUAUACUCGGUCACCACAGUCUCUCUCUUCACCUACGCUCUUUCAUUCCGGGGACAGGAAUUCGUUUGUCUCGACCUAUGAUUCGGGAACUGGCGGUCCUUCCCGGAGCACUCAUUGGAACGGUAGUUCCGCCCCCUCCACCCCAUCUUCUCUGUCGAGGCGCGGGGACCAUGUUGGCAACACGCCCACACCCCGCGCCUCCACAGACGCUGUAACGAUGACACUCGCUCAGCGGUUGAAUGAGCUCGCGACGGCGAACUCUGAGGGCCUGCUCAGUGACGAGGAGUAUCGUCUUCUUCGUCAGAAUCUCUUCGAGCGCUUUGCUAGUGGCUCGGCGGUGCCUACAGAGACCCCCCUUGUCCGCAUGUCCGGCAGUCACAUGGCUGGCGACGGAAGAACCUCCUUGCAUGACCGACGUCCAUCUUCUAAUUUUCAAAUUCCAUCCUCACGAACCCACUCAGUCCGCAGUAACAAGUCUUUAGCCUCUACUGUGACCAGCCUAUUACGACGCGCAACCAGCAAACGAGUUAUUUCCAUGUCUCCCAGGGGCGGCGCCGAUGCGAUCAGCGUCUUCUCCAUAUCAUCUUCUAUGGCUUCCUCAGCGGUAGAUGGAGGCAGUUCAUUUCCGCGGACAUUAUCGAAGCACACCAGCGACGGGUCGAUACGCACGAGCAUGCAGCAGUCGCGGCGGCAUGCACUGUCUUCCGAGCACACUCCACACGUCCCGGACAGCGUCACCCCUUCGCGCUCCAGCACUCGGACGAGGCAGCGGUCAGGCUCCUCAGUCCCCCCUUCCUCGUUCCCAGGAGCAGCCGCCGCUGCGCUUGACACGAAGUACACCCAUCUCAGCGACGACAACCUUCCCAGUGAUGACCAGGCCGAGACCGUCAAGGAUAUACGCACCCAAAUUGAGCUUGUAGAGGCGGAGGGCCGGCGGCUCCUUGAUGCCUUCAAUGGGUUGGAGCUGAGCACGCUUACACGCCGCCAGAGACGCCCGCCCGUCAUUCCCCCACUUUCGCUCGGCAAUCCCAUCGAUGUGACAGGCCUGAAUGCAGACCGACGAUCGCUUCGUGCGGGCAAGGACAUUGACUCGCUAUCGUUCAAAUCGAGCGGCUCGAUCCGCACGACGCGGUCCAUGAAACGGUCGCCGUCGAGCCGGAAGAUGCGUACCGCGACAUCCACCGCCACCCUCGUGUCCCAACCGAGUCAUCUGGUGCACAGAGGGUCGAUGUCUUCGAUGUCGUCCCGCAGCAAGGCUGGCGGAAGUGUACUGCAGCCGCAUGUCGGACUCGCGAGCAGUUCUAGCGUAAACUUGGCCCGGAGUACCGGGCAUUUACCGCUGGCGACUGUUGCGGAAACUGAAGGGAAAGCAUCCAAUUCUUCGCGGACGUCUGGGACCGGCAAGAAUUGGUUGGACGCUUCAGCGGACGGCUUGCCAGCCUCUGCGAGCGGGCAGAGUACAGCAGGAAAGGCUACUGGCGCUGAGGAAGACGAGGAGAUCCAGGCGAUGGAGGCGGAGUUGACUGAUAUUCGGAAGCGGCGAGCAGGAGUGACUGCACGGUACGAGGCACGGCUGGAGUAUCUCCGUGCGCGGCUAAAGGGAGCUGAACUCCGCGAGAAGAUCUUGCGGAAAUGA